CGUGAACAAUCACAAUUCCCAAUCCACAACCUGACCACCCCACUGAACCACUUCCCCACCUCCCCACGCUACCCACCCACGAACCUCACCUUCCCGCUGCGCUACAUCCUCGACACCACGCACUACCAACCGGGGGGCCCGGUCUUCGUGAUCGCCGGCGGCGAGACCUCCGCCCUGAACCGCCUCCCCUUCCUCUCACAAGGGAUCGUCCACGAACUCGCGCGGAUCUACCAGGGGGUUGCCCUGAUCGUCGAGCACCGGUACUACGGGACGAGCUACCCUACCAGCACCAACACCUCCUCCUCUUCCACCUCCCAAGAUGACGACGACACCAUCCCCCUCUCCACCCUCGCCUACCUGACCACCGAACAAGCCCUCGCCGACUACGCCUACCUGGCCACCCAGCUCCCUCCGAUCAUCUCACCAACCAAAACCCCCCCGGACCUCUCCCCGAAGACCACCCCCUGGAUCGCCUACGGCGGCUCCUACGCCGGCGCCUUCGUCGCCUUCCUCCGCCGCCAGUACCCGGAAACCUUCUGGGCCGCCAUCUCCAGCUCCGGCGUCACCGCCGCCGUCACGGAUUACUGGGCGUACUACGAGCCGAUCCGCGUGCACGGGCCGCGGCGCUGCGUGGCGGCGCAGCAGGCGCUGAUCGCGUGGGUGGAUCGGGUGCUGCUUCUCUCCGCGUCCGAGGGGUCCCCUACCCCCGGGACUCCCGAUCGGGCGCAGUUGCUGAAGGAGGUGUUCGGGGGCCAUGCGCCCAAUUUGACGGACCAGAACUUCGUGGCCGGGUUGGCGGAGCCGCUGGGGCUGUGGCAGGAGCGGAACUGGGAGCCUGAGGUUGGGGAGCUCGGGUUUCGUUGGUUUUGUGGGAAUAUCACGGCCCCGACGGUGGUGGACACCAACCUGGAGGAGGAGGUUGGGGGGACGGUGAGGGGGUUGGUGGAGGAUGACAGCUCCAAGGAGGGAGAGGCGUUGGUGCGGGGCGUCGUGAAUUGGGUGGGGUUUGUGCGGCGGGAGGGGGUGUUCUCUUCUUCUUCUUCUGAGGGUCAGGGACAAGGUGAGGACGACGACGACGACGACGACGACGACGACGACGACGACGACGACAAACGCCUCCCCCGCACGGCCUCGACCAGCUGGAACUACCAGGUCUGCACGGAAUGGGGCUAUUUCAUGCCGGGCUCGACCGUCCCCUCGCACAUCCCGCCGCUCGUCUCGCGUCUCCUCACCCCCGGCUUCUGGGUCGACAUGUGCAAUGCCACCUACGGGAUCACUACCCCGCCGGACACGGCGCGCAUCAAUCAGUACGGCGGGUUCGAGUUCUCGUAUCCCCGGGUCGCGCAUAUCGGGGGGUUGGCGGAUCCCUGGAAGGAGGCGAGUCCCUUCGCGACGGGGUUGCCGGUGCGGAAUUCUACGGCGGAGGAGCCGAUGGUUUUGAUUCGCGUGCCGGCGGAGGAGGUCUACGAUGGGAUGGAGGGCGGGGUGCAUCACUGGGAUCAGAAUGGGGUGUUUGGGGUGGAGGAGCACUGGGCAGGGAAGCGGGUGGUGCCUCCCAAGGGCGUGCGCGAGGCGCAAGGCGAGGUGAUCGGGUUCGUCGGCGGGUGGUUGGGGGAGUGGCGGCAGGCACAG
Messenger RNA from Aspergillus japonicus CBS 114.51, 1632 nucleotides. Its product is annotated as putative extracelular serine carboxypeptidase. Gene Ontology annotation, biological process: proteolysis. Gene Ontology annotation, molecular function: serine-type exopeptidase activity; dipeptidyl-peptidase activity. The record is from RefSeq and is a predicted model, not a curated record. The transcript has a single exon. The annotation marks the transcript as partial. NCBI's taxonomy places the organism in Eukaryota, Fungi, Ascomycota, Eurotiomycetes, Eurotiales, Aspergillaceae.